Molecule: messenger RNA, 2189 nt
Organism: Megachile rotundata (alfalfa leafcutting bee)
Lineage: Eukaryota; Metazoa; Arthropoda; Insecta; Hymenoptera; Megachilidae
Gene: Tmep
Product: Transmembrane endosomal protein
Source: RefSeq, a predicted model, not a curated record
GAGUAAAGAUAGAAAACCAAAGGAAAGAUUUACGUGUGUAAGAAAGAUUAUAUAGCGUAGUGGAAAGACCAGUUAUAUUUUUAUUGUCAACUAACAGCAUAUUUCGUCAAGUUAUUUCUAAACGAAUGUGUUUGACGUCCAGAAAGUUGGAAGAAGAAAUAGCAAAAAAUGUUGGGUAAAAGUAACACUCGGUGAUCCGUGCUGAAGAAAUACACUGCAAAAGGAAAGGAAAUUUCGUGAAUUAUUUACAUUAUCUUUUGGAAGGUCACGAGCAUCGUUAAUCUCUGCGUCGGUAGCUAUUUAAUUGAAAGUGGAAAGGGGAACCUGUAAGGAACUUGAUCAUACAGGUCAACACAAACAUAAGAUACCAAGGAAAAAGGAGAACACGUAUAACGAGAUACACAAUUCGGAGAGAUUGCACGUAUGCUACGAUUGUUCCAAGAAUCCUACGAAUGGAGCACGGGUGCGUCCACGAGACGAAAUUUUGCGCACGAAUGGAGUACCGUUGUUAUUGUUGUGUAUAUUGAUUUUUAACGCGCGAGCUAUAAUUUCGACAUUUAUUCUGUAUUACGAAUAGAUGGCCCGUAUUAUUUUUUUUUUAAUUUGUGACUGUGAUUAAAAUGAACUCUUUUGACGUCUACAAUUAUCUUUCUUUUUCUACAAUUAUACGAAAUUAUUAUUAUUAUUUGCAACGCUAAUUUUUCUUAGAUUAAAGUAUGAGUAGUACAGUGGCAAUGGAAUCAUCUACAGUUGUGAACUCUGUGGUUGACAAUAUGACAUCUGUAUUUUCUGAGAAGGAAACAGCUCCAAUAUUCUUACAGACACGAGCUGCUCAAGGUAUUGCUGGUGCAUUUGUUUGGGUUGCAUUGUUCUUGACUUGUCAACAGAUUUAUCAACAUUUGAGGUGGUAUACUAAUCCAACAGAACAAAGAUGGAUAGUGAGAAUCUUGUUUAUAGUCCCAAUUUAUGCAACUUAUUCAUGGGUCUCUCUAGUAUUUUUUAACAGCGAAAGUUAUUACGUUUACUUCUUUACUGUACGAGAUUGUUAUGAAGCGUUUGUUAUAUAUAACUUUUUGUCUCUAUGCUAUGAGUACCUGGGUGGUGAAGGAAACAUUAUGUCCGAAAUACGUGGCAAACCUAUUCGUUCCAAUUGCUUAUAUGGAACUUGCUGUUUGGUUGGAAAGACAUAUACGAUUGGUUUUCUUAGAUUUUGUAAACAAGCUACUUUGCAAUUUUGCUUAGUAAAACCAGUAAUGGCAUUUGUUAUUAUAUUCCUUCAAGCAUUUGGACAUUACAGAGAUGGGGAUUGGUCCCCAGAUGGGGGCUAUAUUUAUGUGACCAUUAUAUAUAAUAUCAGUGUAUCUCUUGCCCUUUAUGGACUGUUUCUUUUCUACUUUGCCACAAGAGACUUACUAACACCGUUUGAACCUGUUCUGAAAUUUUGUACUAUCAAAAGUGUUAUCUUUCUCUCAUUCUGGCAAGGAGUGUUAUUGGCUAUCCUUGAAAAAGCAAAUGUAAUUUCUUCUAUAAAUGUGGGCCAACCAUCCAGUGUAGGCACGGUUUCUGCUGGUUAUCAAAACUUUUUAAUUUGUAUUGAAAUGUUGUUUGCUGCUAUAGCUUUACGUUAUGCUUUUCCCUAUCAAGUAUACUCAGCUGGUUGUGUUACGGAUUCAAGAGGGAGGAGUGUAACAAUGCAAAGCAUUAGCAGUAGUUUAAAGGAAACUAUGAAUCCAAAAGACAUAAUGACUGAUGCCAUCCAUAACUUUCACCCACAAUAUCAACAAUACACUCAGUACAGUUCAGACGUUAAUACCAACUUGCCGUAUGAAAAACUAUGAGAAUGCAAGGCAUCACUUUUUUAAUUUCAAGAAAUUGGACAUCAAACAUUUAUAUCAUUUUAAACGGAAAAUGAAAAAUUUUUAGUACCUUAGUUUAUUGAAACUGUUAUUAUAAACUUAUUUGAUAGUUUAAGUUCUAAUUAAACUGCAGGAUGGGCAAAGUGUUUUCUGCUCAAAUUAUAAUUUAAGUAAAAUCAGUAUACAUAAGUCUACAAUUCUUUCAUUUUGCAAUUAACAAAAUCUACUAUAUAAUAGGGAUUAAGCAAUUAACAAGGGAAGCACUUAAAAUAAAGUGUAAUUUCAUAACACGUUUUGCUUUCUAAUAAAAUGCAAAAGACAAAUAAUAAUUGA